Messenger RNA from Lates calcarifer (barramundi perch), 3108 nucleotides. Its product is annotated as inositol hexakisphosphate kinase 2. Gene Ontology annotation, biological process: inositol phosphate biosynthetic process; phosphatidylinositol phosphate biosynthetic process. Lineage: Eukaryota; Metazoa; Chordata; Actinopteri; Centropomidae. The coding region runs from base 652 to 2265 and encodes 537 amino acids. Gene Ontology annotation, cellular component: cytoplasm; nucleus. Gene Ontology annotation, molecular function: inositol hexakisphosphate kinase activity. The record is from RefSeq and is a predicted model, not a curated record. The transcript has 9 exons.
UACCAUGGCAUCCAAACAGCUACUUCCGGAGCAGUGGGCCAAUCAGAGUCGUGUGCCAAAACCGGAAAAUGCACACUUGAAAACGAAGUGGGCUCCAAAACGCAAGUGAGGAAGAGCAGGUAGACAGAGCCUAGAAGGGGUUGCCCUUCGAACACACCAAGCCAGGCCAAAGGUGUUAAGCUUCAGUCUCCCCCGUCUCUUCGCUCUGGGCUCAUUCUCCACCACCCCUCUCUCCCCAGUUCGGUCUCAGGUGGUGUUACUAGGCGUUCUUCAGUCAGUCUAUUGGAACAAGGCCAAGCUCACCUAUCCACACCCACUCAAAAACAAUCAUCAGGCCCAGCACCCCAAACCCCAGGAGUCUCAGCGCCCUCUUCACCACUCUGCAUAUCUAUCACCUGCACUGAUCAUCAUCCAGAAUCCCUGACAGCACAGACGAAGCAGAUCUUCAUCACAACAGCGGCUUUUGAAGACAUUGGAACAUCUUGGGAAACCCUGCAAUCUUAAAGCGAGAUACCAGGACUAGUUCCUCUGCGGAUCUGCAGUGUUUGAGUGAGUGUGUGCGUGUCCCUGCUAGAUAGGGCCCCCACCGCAUUGUGUGUGCGUGCGUGAGGAGGCUAAUGCCCGCGGUAGUGUGGUCAGGGCCAGAGGAGGAUGAGUCCGGCUGUGGAGGCUCAGGCCCAGGAGGCCAUGAAUGCAGAGCAAAAGCAAAAGCAGCAGCAGAACCACCUGCAGCACCAGCUGCAGCACCAGCAGUGCUACAUGGAGAAAGGGGUGAUGCUUGAGCCCUUCGUGCACCAGGUUGGGGGACAUUCCUGCGUCCUGCGCUUCGGGGAGCAGACCAUCUGCAAGCCCCUCAUCCCCCGCGAGCAUCAGUUCUACAAGAGUCUGCCUGCUGCAAUGAGGAAGUUUACCCCCCAGUACAGAGGUGUGGUGUCGGUGAGCUUCGAAGAGGAUGAAGAAGGGAAUCUCUGCCUCAUCGCCUACCCCCUCCACAGCGACCCAUCAGCAGAUCUGGAGAACAAGGACCCCUCGGCCGACUGCGAGCCCAAGAGCAAGAUGCUCAAGUGGGGCAAAAUGGUGGCAUCCUCGCUGCUCGUGGACAGCGAAAAUUACAGCAAAGAUGGCCGUAGUCGCCACUCUCGCAAAGACAAGGACAAGAGUGUUCACAUGCUGCAGGAGGAUGUGGAGUUGGAGUGGCUGCAGCAGGCUGAGGUGCUCUACUACAGACUGGAGCGCAGUCACACUAACGCUGUCCCGCAGCUCAAACACAACCCAUGGAGUCUCAAGUGUCACCAGCAGCACCUGCAGAGGAUGAAGGAGAAUGCCAAACACCGCAACCAGUACAAAUUCAUCUUGCUAGAGAACCUGACGUGGCGGCACACAGUGCCAUGUGUGUUGGACCUGAAGAUGGGCACAAGGCAGCAUGGAGAUGAUGCCUCAGAGGAAAAGAAGGCAGUGCAGAUCCGCAAAUGCCAGCAGAGCACGUCAGCUUCGAUAGGAGUCCGCCUCUGUGGCAUGCAGGUGUACCAGUCUGACACAGGCCAGCUGAUGUUCAUGAACAAGUACCACGGCCGCAAGCUGACCCUGCCAGGCUUCAAGGAGGCUUUGUUCCAGUUCUUCCACAGCGGACGGCGUCUACGACGUGAGCUCCUCUCCCCGGUGCUGCGCAGGCUCAGAGACAUGCAAGCCGCCCUGGAAGCCUGCGAAUCCUACCGCUUCUACUCCAGUUCCCUGCUCAUCAUCUAUGACGGCGCGCACCACCGUAAACACACACGCCGACGCACCGAGGACGGACUCUCUGAGGAAGAAGAGGAUGAGGAGGAGGACGAGGAGGACGAGGAGGAUGAGGAUGAUGAUGAGGAGGUGGAGGCUGAACCGGAAACGGACGAGGAGGAGGAGGAGGAAGAGGAAGUGGGUGAAGUAGCAGGUGCACUUGGCUUCCCUCACAGCCCCUCCAUGUCUAGCGACGCCAGCAGCAGUUGCUCCGGCAGCAGCGGCAGCAGCAGCAGCAGCAGCGGCAGCAGCAGCAGUAGUAGCAGUAGCAGCAGCAGUGGCGGGAGCUCAGGUGUCAGCCAGGCUCACCUGACCCGCUCAGACUCCCGCAGCCCUGUGGUGGAUGUGAGGAUGAUAGACUUUGCUCACACCACCUGCAGACAUUACCGGGAGGACAGCGUGGUGCACGAGGGCCAGGACAGUGGCUACAUUUUUGGUCUCCAGAACCUGAUCACCAUCAUCUCCGAGCUGGAAAACCACAGCACAGACUGAAGACUGACGUGACACACACGUACACAUUCAGACACAGAGGCACAAUAAGGAGGAAAAGAGAAGGACUGGACUACAGAAGAGGAGAGAGAUUUCUCCUCUCCUUGCUGUAGCUGGCCUUUCAUUGGACCCCCUUUCCUGUUUCUGCCGUUGGUGCUUCUUGAUGUUCCUGCUGUGUGUGUGUGUGUGUGUGUCUAUCUUCGAAAUAUGAAACAGACCUGCGAGUAACAUAGAAGAGCCAUCUGUGUGACUGCAGAUUUACCCAUUGUCAUCAUUCUGUUUUAACCUCACCUCACUGUUAGGAAAAAGGGUUGGCGGCAAAUAAAAGCAGUGUGAAGUCUGAGAUGUUAGAAUAGUUUUUUCCAUGUGUCCGAUUCCAAAGAAAGCGUCAGCGUUUUGCACACACAAACAUGCACUUAAAACACAUUCUGCUGAACGAGUGUGUGUUUAGACUGAGACAGGGCUAUCAGAGAGAGCAGGAGUUGUAUGUGUACGAGGACAGAGACGAUGGGAAGAAAGGUAGUGAGCUCACACCCUCCAUUCUUCUCUUUUGCCUGUUCAUUCUGCCAUCCUUCUUUCCCUGUUCGUUUUCAUUCAAAGAGAAUAUAUUCAUAUAGGUAUCAGAGACAGAUGAUAUAGAGUUAUUUAUUUAUUUGACAUGUUUCAUAAAUAAACUAAAAGUUGAAAAAAGAAUGUGAAUGGAGAGUACUACAUUCCAUGUUAUUAAUGUUACAAUAAUGAUAUUAAUUAAUAUUGUUAUUCGACAUGUUUGGAUACCUCUACCUUGUGUAUCUGUGUUGUCCACAGUUUGUUGGAGGAGAAAAUUAAAAGACUGAUUUGGGCUAA